This is a messenger RNA of Staurois parvus, 268 nucleotides long. The record is from the annotation of a GenBank genome assembly. NCBI's taxonomy places the organism in Eukaryota, Metazoa, Chordata, Amphibia, Anura, Ranidae.
CUGUAAGGGCAGUUCUGCUGGACAGGGGUGCUUUCAUCUUACAUGUGUGGGGAGGUGCGGCAGUAGCAGGGGUGAACUGACAACUCAUGGGGCCCCCAGGCAAUAGGGGAUCAUGGGGCCCCUGUGCCCUUGACCAAACUCAAAAUAGCCUAUGAAAAAGGUACCAGGGGAAUCUCAUGGUGCCCCCUACUGCCCCCUGGCCCUCGGGCAGUGCCCGAGUUUCCAAAUGGUCAGUCCGCCCCUCGGCGGUAGUGAACUCAACACAGAU